This is a messenger RNA of Truncatella angustata, 330 nucleotides long. RefSeq lists its product as uncharacterized. NCBI's taxonomy places the organism in Eukaryota, Fungi, Ascomycota, Sordariomycetes, Amphisphaeriales, Sporocadaceae. Gene Ontology annotation, molecular function: zinc ion binding. The transcript has a single exon. The record is from RefSeq and is a predicted model, not a curated record. Gene Ontology annotation, cellular component: mitochondrial intermembrane space. Bases 1 to 330 code for a protein of 109 amino acids. Gene Ontology annotation, biological process: protein import into mitochondrial intermembrane space.
AUGGAUGAGACGAGUCAGACCGUUAAGGGCCUGGAUGUUACGACAUUGACGCAGUGCUUGCACUGGCACUCACGACGCGAUAUUAUUGCGAUCCGCCAUAAAUGCUGUGGCGAUUAUUAUGCCUGCAUCAGUUGCCAUGCGGCAUUGGUCGACCAUGCUACUGCAGUUUGGCCUAAGACCGAGCGUGAGACCAAAGCGGUGCUCUGUGGGAAUUGUCGCCACGAGUUGACUAUUGCUGAGUAUUUGACAUCUGGCUCUGCUUGCACAACUUGUAAGGCGGAGUUCAAUCCUGGUUGCUCGAGACACUACCAUCUUUAUUUCGAGAUGUAG